Molecule: messenger RNA, 1289 nt
Organism: Cucumis melo (muskmelon)
Lineage: Eukaryota; Viridiplantae; Streptophyta; Magnoliopsida; Cucurbitales; Cucurbitaceae
Product: protein FATTY ACID EXPORT 2, chloroplastic
Exons: 4
Coding region: 351-1013 (220 amino acids)
Cellular component (GO): membrane
Source: RefSeq, a predicted model, not a curated record
UAUAUGUCCCAUAAACCUCGAAGUCUAGCUUCUACUUGCAACAUCUUGACAUGUUUCUUCCUUGUCUUUAUACUCACUUUUGAGAGACUCGACAUUUGAAACGAGUAUCGCUAUGCAACAUCUUGACAUGUUUCUUUCUUGUCUUUAUACUCACUCUUGAGAGACUCGACAUUUGAUGACUAGACAUUUGAAACGAGUAACGGGAGCGAAUAAUGGAAGUAUUUUUCUUUUUAACUUUUAAAAUAUCUAAAUGGUCAAUAAACUUUUAACUUUGACUCAACAAAUCCACGUUGGAGAAUCAAUAAACCAUUUUUGAGGUUUACACAAAGGAUUCGCGAGCAAGAAGCAAAAUGGCGGAGGUUUUAGCCGGAGUAUCUCAGGCGUCUUUAUUUUUCCGACCACGACUCGGUGGAACUCUCAGGAGCAACAAAUUUUCCGUUAAACGCCUUCAAUUUCAAUCCACAAUCGGUAGAGGAAUUUCCUUUGAUUGUAAGACGGUAGUAUCUGCUAUCCGUGCAACUGACUCCAAAAAUGAAGACAUUGACAUUUAUCCAGACACCACUGGCGGUGAUUCUUCCGAUAAAGGGAUUGGAGGAGGUGGUAGCGGUGGAGGUGACGGUGGUAGAGGCGAUAAUGAGGGGAAUAGUGGGGAGGGAGAGGAAUCUAAUGCUGACAGCCGGAAGAAAGCUUUGUCAAUGUCGCAGAAAUUAACUCUUGGAUAUGCUGCACUAGUAGGAGUUGGUGGCUUAAUGGGAUAUUUGAAAGGUGGUAGCCAAAAGUCACUAUUGGCAGGGGGAGUCUCGGCCUCACUAUUGCUUGUUGUCUUUAAACUUCUCCCUGACAACCCUGUUCUUGCAUCGUCCUUGGGUCUUGGCCUUUCUGCCGCACUAUUGGUAGUAAUGGGGUCUCGUUUCAAGAAUUCGGGGAAGAUAUUUCCAGCCGGUAUUGUAUCUCUCGUGUCCUUUAUAAUGACUGGAGGUUACAUGCAUGGAAUUUUGCGUAGCUCGCACUGAAAUGUAAUACGUCGAAGUUUUUAAAAAUAAACGUUUGGUUCAGUUCGUUCGGCUCUUCGCUCUUAGAAUGUAUGAUGUUUGAAAAAUUGUUGGCAGCUUCCUUGGAGCCAUGUCUUGUGAUAGUCAUUUGGAUGUGUUCGUCUUUGUACAACUCUUUUUGUAUUUGGAUUGGAGUUUUAGGUCUGUGAAGUUGAUUUUGAUAUACCUUCAACUUUGUACUCGACUCUUCAGGUGGGUAGAUUAGUAGAUGUUGAAUGUUACAAACGUUUGUGUUAA